UAUCACCUCCCGACCUGAGAUAUCUACAUUAUCUCUCCUCUGUAUCAGCAACACGACUUUGACCCCUCGACUAGACGCCCCAACAAUUGAUGAACAGAGAGAAGACAUCGUGUCAGGCCGUUCACCAACAGCUGCAGCAAGGAUGAGGAAUCUCAUUCUCCUCCCACUUCUUCUCCAUCUCACCUCGGCAGGCAUGGACGGCACCGUCUGCUCCAGUCCAGGGACAGUGGCCAACAAUAUUCCUCGGCCAACCGUCCCCUCGACGUUCGAGAUCCAUGUGGAGUGCAUCAUUAUUAACAAGAACAGGUCAACUGAAGUGCAUGAGUACUAUGACCAGGCUUCCAAAUCUGCAGCGGUCCACCAGACCUUACUGGGGGCACAUUUCUACGGUUACUUUGACUACUCGACGAACGAGUUCCUUGGCAUAGACCCAGACGCAAAAACGUGUCAGGUGUCAGAUCUGAGUACGUCAGGUCAGAGGUUCCUGUUUGGGGUCAACGUCACCGGAGGCGGCGACCGGAUAUACUCCGCGGCAGGUGCGCUCCACUUUGGCAGCGCCGUCGUGGAGGUGUAUCAGGGGAAGGACAAUGUCCGGGGCAUCAACGUGGAAAAAUGGUACUCGUGUCAAUAUUGGCAGGGCAUGGACGCCACCAUGAAUGUUACGUGGUACUUCUCAGACACCAAUGAGUGGGAUAUGGCUCUCAACCUCCCCAGUACCCCAGUCAGGGCGCGGGUCACGGGGACGCGAGGGGCGUCCUCAGACGGACCUGCACAUCCCUUCGACCACAUCUACGACCUCAUACACUUCAAGAACUACAUCACAGUGGCCGACGCAUUUGAAACACCGGGUUUAAUCUCAUGCCCAGGACGGAAGUUGGUCAAGCCAUUUCCACAAAUCUCCUCAGCAUUUUCCUUCACGGUAGAAAUCAUCGACUCUGUACGAGGGGACGUCCGGUUCAUGCAGGAGUGGUAUGACGACCAGAUGAAGCUGACCAAGUAUAUCUACACCCCCGCUGUUGCCAGUAGCAACGGUCAGUUCGGAUAUCGGCCUCUCACGGAAGUUCAUGACUUCAACACUGGCAUGGCGUAUAUUACCGAUAAUGAGCGAGGAAACUGCACGUGGCAACUUAUCGAACAGAACAACUUUGAUGACCUUGACACCGAUGCCUUCAACGUGCGCAUCAAGACGGCAAAGCAAUUCUUCUAUAUGGACGCGGCUGGAGUUACCUAUGAGGGCAUAAAACUCACCCGGAACAUCAGAACAGACACAUAUGUCGGAAGGCGAUCUGACUUCCCACCCAAAAUGCCUCUCAACUCUACAUUCGAGUGGCACUUCCUCACGAGCGACUACCAGACCGUACAGUCGAGGACCGACAUGUACAAUGGGGCUGUACCGGUCCAGCUUCGACUCUCGAUACCUAAUUACGACAUCGGCUACGACUACAACAUCUACAACUACGUCCAAUCCAAGGCCAACCUCCUCAACUGGGACAUCAGUGCCUGCUACGCUAACUUGGAUAGGAGGAGGUUCGACUUUACUGUUCCAGGAUCCUUUGCUACCCGUAUUGAUGACAACCGAGAACUGUUUCGCUACUCCAUCCUGCUAUCACUCAUGUCUUAUCUCGCCAUCUCACCUCUGAGAAUCGCCCAUCUCAAGCUGGUUUUUCAAGAUGAUGUACACAUUCGGUUUGAGCUGUUGGACGUCGCGCCAAUGAUCGGGGACGUCAAAACCAACGUUACGGAGACUCCUCUGAAACUUGCUGGCAACCUCCUCGUGGACGCCGUUAACUCCAACAAGUUCGUCAUUCCCCUGGACUACGACACGCUGGCGGACGUAUCCAGUGUUGUGGCCAUGCCCAAUUCCAUCCGAGAGUACACCUACGAGGAUGAGUUGGCCCCUCCCGUUCAGGGCUAUACACCAGGUGCGAUGGGAGGCCUGGCUGUUGGAAUGAUUAUAAUUGGAGGAGGUGGAGGGGCGGGACUGUCUUACUUCUUCUUCAAGUGAGAAUACGGAGAAGUAACAGCGUUUCAUAGACAUGUGAGAUUCUCUUCCGGUAUUUGUGCUUUCGAGCAAAACGUUUUCCACAUUCCAAAGACUCGUGCAUUUGUAUAUCUUCACCAGACGAAAUCAGGUACCCGUGUGAUAUUGGGAAGAGCAGCUGGAUGUACCUGACGAGAAGCCCGCGACCACUGAGUGAAUGUCUCCAAUCAAGAACUAAUACGUCCAUACAUCGCUUCACGAUUAAAAUUCUACCUUAAUCAAUACUCAGUAUUUAUAUUUUUGUGUUUCAAAAUAAACAUGUUCUAUUUGA
Molecule: messenger RNA, 2312 nt
Organism: Haliotis rubra (blacklip abalone)
Lineage: Eukaryota; Metazoa; Mollusca; Gastropoda; Lepetellida; Haliotidae
Exons: 16
Coding region: 143-2005 (620 amino acids)
Source: RefSeq, a predicted model, not a curated record